Pectinophora gossypiella (pink bollworm) is the source of this 1945-nucleotide messenger RNA. It is a transcript of the gene swi2, whose product is annotated as protein singed wings 2. The transcript is spliced from 10 exons. The record is from RefSeq and is a predicted model, not a curated record. Bases 105 to 1511 code for a protein of 468 amino acids. Gene Ontology annotation, cellular component: plasma membrane. NCBI's taxonomy places the organism in Eukaryota, Metazoa, Arthropoda, Insecta, Lepidoptera, Gelechiidae.
CGCCGGACGAGAUACACGGUUUUCCCUGAAAACAUUUUCAGGAGUAUUUUAUCGGUCUAACUUACGGAGAACGAAAUGAAGUGGCACAAAGUAUUGCUUGAAGAAUGAAUUUCAAAGGACUGCCGCAUCUUCUUUUGUUUCUGGGGCUAGUCAGGGUGGUGGCCCCAGGUCCACAGAUGAGAAGGCGUGUGGACCCCGAGCAAGUGAGGCCCUGUUCUUUAAUGGACCACGUCAAUGGUGCCCAGUGCGUCCAAACUGACUACCGAUUAUUAUGCCGCUAUGGAUUUUCUACUGAAUGGACCAGAGGACCUAAUUACGAAAUAACACAUUUGCGGGUGUUUGAAUGGCCGGGGGAAUGCUUCAACGUCGGUCGACUGCAGCUUCGAUUCCCGGAAUUACGUGUUUUGGAGUUCAUUAACUGCUCCUCAUUGAACACUUUCAAAGGGCAUUUCGAUGAACACAGUAAAAUAGAGAAACUGGUAAUGCAUGGUCUGACGUCACUGUGGGAGGUGCAAGCCGAUAUGAUUGUGCUGAUGCCAGAACUAAGAGAGUUGGACCUUCGCAACAAUGUCUUGCGGCAUAUGAAGGGUAGGCUGCUGAGAGGUCCACCUAGGCUGGACAGAGUCUUUCUGAGCGAUAACAAAUGGGACUGCAGCGAUGGAGGGUUAGACUGGCUGGCUAUGGAGAGGGAGAACGGGACAGUCAAGAGGAAGAUUGUUGACUACCACAAGCUCAUGUGUCAUCAACAGCUGUACAGGGGGAAACCGCUGCAUAAAGUCAUGGACAUAAUACGGAUGAUGCGUCAGACAUGUCCGGAGCCGUGCGAAUGCGAGAUGACCCACGUGGUGGCGGACCGCGCCGGCGCGGUGAUCCCUCUCAUCACUGUCGACUGCGCCGGUAGGGGCCUCGGGGAGCCCCCACAGACACUCCCCCCGAGGACCACCACUCUUCGCCUCGAGGGCAACAAGAUCAGUACGAUAAGAGGUAUAAUACAAAACCCACACUAUCAGAAAUUGGCUGAUUUGUAUCUGGACAACAACAGCAUAUCAGCUGUGAAGGAGUUGGACGGGUCUGAAUGGUUCACCGCGUUCCGUGUGCUGAGUCUUCGAGGAAACUUGCUUAAACAGAUUCCCGUGUACGCGUUCGACAAGGCUUUGCAGGGAAACAACAACAUAAUGCAUGUGUUUCUCGGCCACAAUCCUUGGAGGUGCGACUGCCACUUCAUUCCACGGUUCCAGGGUCUGCUCCUCAAGUAUCGUCGCGUCAUCCGCGACUUGCAGGACAUCAGGUGCUCGAAGAGCGACGAUAAGACUAUUUCACUCGCUCAGAUCAGCACGAUGCCUCUUGGCAACGUCUGCAGAAGCGGAGUAGAAAUGCCUAUAAGCACCAUCAACAUAGUAAAUAUAUCCCUUACAGCUUUAAUUUUACUGGUAAUAGGCAGAUUUCUCUAUGACUGGCACAGUUUUAAAACCACCGGAAAACUCCCGUGGUUGUCAUCUACAUUACCCUGAGUAGGUUCUGAAAGUAAUUGAUGUUUGGUGAAAAUGUUUGAAUAUUUUUCAGAUAAAAACAGUCAUUUUUAUUUAAAUAUAAUGUACCUCUACUUAACUACAUAUAAUUAUAAUUUAUAGUAAGUAAAUGAUAAUAAGAAUGAAGAUCUUAUCAAAUUAUGGUACUUACUUAAUUAUAUUUUAUUUUUGAUUCUAGAUUUGAUGAUUCCACAGACAAUAGUUACGUGUAGGCAGAGAUUAAUAUCAAACUCUUACUUCAAUUUAUGAACUAAAAAAGUAGGAGAAUGAGUCAAUUUUAAUAAGUGGAUAUUUUUUGACUUGUGUAGCUAGAUGUAUAUGUGUAAGACUAUUUUGAGAGACAGUCUGUGCAACGUAAUGUAUUUUAACUGUAAUGUAAUUUAUUUUUCUCUAUUCGGUUGAUUUUUUUAUUGUAU